Ruditapes philippinarum (Manila clam) is the source of this 1434-nucleotide messenger RNA. RefSeq lists its product as uncharacterized. The coding region runs from base 153 to 911 and encodes 252 amino acids. The transcript has 7 exons. The record is from RefSeq and is a predicted model, not a curated record. Lineage: Eukaryota; Metazoa; Mollusca; Bivalvia; Venerida; Veneridae.
UAAUUAAGAUAUCAUAUAAAACCAAGGACAAUAUCAUCGCUUUUUAAUAAUAAUAACAACAGCAUCUAUGAAAAUUGUUAAAUAUUGUUAAGAAACUAUAAUUACAAAAUUGUGGAAACGUGAUUACGAACUCUAGGAUAAUAAAAGGAAAAAUGGAGUUUUCAAGUUCUGAUGAUAAUAAUGGUGACUACUGUGCAAUAUGCUUUGAAAACUACACGAAAGCCGAGAUAUUACCAUGUAAACACAGAUUCUGUAAGGAUCCAUGCUUUACAAACUUGCUGAAAAGGUCGCAAGGAGAUAUAUUGAGAUGCCCUUUAUGUCGACAAAGUUAUAAAAUUGAGUCGAGGAGCCUGAUUAACAAAACAGGGAUAUUGCGCGUGCAUGAGAGUGUUGCUCAUCUUGAGGAAACUAUAGUGACUAUUUCACAGAUGGUCCAAGAUAAAAAUGAAUCAUGUUCAUCAAAAUACAAAUCAAAAGGCGAGUCCAGGCUCAAGUUUUCUUUAAGUUCCAUUAAAGAAAGUGACUGUUUUAGAUGCCUUGUCAACUUGUCCGUUAUAGUUUUGUUCAUUCAUUGUUUGUUUGUUGGCUUAGGAAGGAUCACUGCAGGAUUUUAUCAAAUCGAAAAAACUUCCCAAUUAGAAGAUGUCCUUGUCAGUGUUGCUAUAUUUCAAAUUGCUGAAGGAUUUCUUAAUAGCAUUAUCAUCACAACACUCUUGCUUGGAAACAAUGUACGACGGAAAUGUUUUCCUGUGUUGGUAUUAGUUUCCGUCAUUUGUCUGACGUACGGCUCUACGACACUAUGGACUGUUAGCAGCAACAACAUAUUUGUAUUGGUGUCCAGAUAUUAUUCAGUAUUUGAUUGGGUUAUGAUCGUGUAUCAAAUCGUAUUUGGAUAUUAUAUGAUUGAUUGAUGCUGAUUAUGACAGUGCUACAUGAUACCACAAAUGAACAAUGAGCGGUCAUGCCAGGAAACAGAAAGUAAUAUAGGAAAAGUCAACAAGUUCCAAAAUGACUGUUGCAAUACCGAUGACAGUGGCUGAAUAAAGAACUGUUUAGGUUGUUAAAUUAUAUGCAUGAAAUCAACUCAUUUAUCAUGAUCUAAGAAACUAAGAAAAGCAAAAUAAACGAAUACUUUAAAAUCAUGUGUUGUGUAUCAGUUUAUUGUGCUAAGAUAGUUACAAGAGAUGUUUAAUACUUUACCAUUUAAGUAAUUUUUCGUAAUUAAGCUUAAUUAACUGAUAUCUGUUGUUGUUCCAAAACUUUUAUACAUGUCUAAUUUAGCGUUCAUUUGUAUUGCCAAAGUAUGUCAGUUAUUCAAUUAUGUAAGUUUGUGAAAGAUGUAAUGCCCGAUUUUCAUUUUUAUCAGCUUUGAGAAUGCAUUUAAAACACUGUGUGUAUUUAAACUUUGUUGUCAAAAAUGAUUAUUAUUUUUCA